AUGGGUACCCAAAAGCACCCAGGUAUGGCUCCUUCGAGGCCAGCAGAGACGCUUGCAUCUAAUGUCAUCAUCGUAGCCAACAAAGGCUUCGCUUUUGUUAUCACCGACACCUCCGGGAAGCCCAAUUCUGAGGACCGGAAGCUGAUCCGCAGCCAUGUUAUGCGAGGCAAGAAUAGGCGAGCUUCUCUUGGGAACACAAAGCCUCCAUCUGUACGGGUCACAGGAAAGGCUUCCGACCCUUCUCGAGAAAGGAGCCAAGUGUAUCACGUGCCGAACGACAUAUACAUGGUUCAGUUUGCCCAAGAGGUCGACGCCGCCUCCCGAGCCAUGCUGUUCGAGUUUUACGGAGCGAUCAAGGAAACCAUGUACCCAGUCGAAUGGUGUCUCAGGUUCGACGAUAGCAAGACCCCAUGGUUCUACUGGCUGUUUUCAGACGCUGCCUUCAUGCACUCCAUCUUGUUCACUGUUUGCUUGUUACACGACUCCAUCCGUGGUGAAACGAGCAAGCGAACCAGCUUCCACGUGUGGAAAGCGCUGAACCUUCUGAACCGGAACAUCUCUGAUGAGAGCCUGGCUCUCGCCGACUCCACCAUUGCAACGGUUGUCUCCAUGUGCAUGGUGUCCGAGGUCUUCGGACACCGUGAUAGUGCCGCCGCGCAUGUCAGAGGCAUGCGCCGCAUUGUCCAACUACGAGGCGGCAUCGAGCGCUUUCGGCAUAACCUACAGUUGCAUGUCAAGAUUUGUCGCGUCGACAUUGGCUGGAGCCUAUGUACUGGGGAGAAACCUUUAUACUACAGGGACAACAUCUCGUGGGAGUCUGCAUUCGCCUCCAUGCUCGGCAAUCCGCCCACCGGGUUUGAACACGACCGACACCUGAGCGACGUUCGCCUGUUUGUGGAUUCGACUGAUCGCCGGAUUGGUAAUGUCUUCCAGGACCUACACGACUUCUCCCGCUUGGCCAACUUCCUCGUCAAAACGGGACGAAAGAUCGACCCCAAUGGUUUUCAGAACCUGAUGAUCUCCAUUCAGUAUCGCCUGCUUCACCUAAAUCCAAUCGAGCAGAGCAGUGUGUCCGAAAUGUUCCGUCUUGGAAUGAUCAGCUUCAUCACCACUCUCUUCCUAAAGGUACAAGGGGCCAAGAUCGAAUUGACCUUUUUGGCUGGUCAGUUUCGCUCCGCAUGCCAGAACCUUGACGUAUCAGAAUUGUCCACCACUACCGUCCGGCUCAUGUUUGCCUGGGCACUCGUCGUUGGCGCAAUAUCCGUAUUCGACGGGUCCGACGAUCUAUGGCUGUUGCCAAAACUCGCAUCCCUGCGCGACUCUCUCGGCCCAACGUGGCCGGAAGCAAAGGCAAGCUUGGAGCAAGUCAUGUGGAUGGACAUGGUCCACAGUCCAACCGGUGUCAAGGUCUUCCAGAAGCUUGUACUGCACGUUGCUCAAAUACCUCUCGAGGGGCCUUUGCUCAAUAGGCGGUCCUCGACCACUGUCGUCAAUUUCAAGACAUACGGCUGA
Messenger RNA from Colletotrichum graminicola M1.001, 1512 nucleotides. RefSeq lists its product as uncharacterized. The record is from RefSeq and is a predicted model, not a curated record. The transcript is spliced from 3 exons. NCBI's taxonomy places the organism in Eukaryota, Fungi, Ascomycota, Sordariomycetes, Glomerellales, Glomerellaceae. Bases 1 to 1512 code for a protein of 503 amino acids.